Laccaria bicolor S238N-H82 is the source of this 330-nucleotide messenger RNA. RefSeq lists its product as uncharacterized. The transcript has 3 exons. The record is from RefSeq and is a predicted model, not a curated record. Bases 1 to 330 code for a protein of 109 amino acids. NCBI's taxonomy places the organism in Eukaryota, Fungi, Basidiomycota, Agaricomycetes, Agaricales, Hydnangiaceae.
AUGCUCUCCCGUCGAAUACUCUCCGCUCUUCAAGCUACACGCCCCUUCAGCACCACGGCACAAUGGCGGAACACCUCGUCACACUUAUCCGACGGAGAGCAGACAAUCCACGACAAGCUCAUUGCACGGUUUGCUCCGUCUCAUCUAAAGGUACUGGAUGUGUCUGGAGGUUGUGGUAGCUUUUAUGCAAUUACAAUUGCUAGCGAGUCAUUCAACGGGUUGUCCACAAUCAAGCAGCAUAAACUGGUGACAGAGACUCUGAAGCAAGAGAUUGAGGGAAUCCACGGGCUCCAGAUUAAAACGAUACCUCAAUUGAGUCCUGAAAAUUGA